AUGGUCAAGGUAGAGAUCGUAGAAGAAAAGGACCAGCAGGAGUCUAACUCUCCCUAUGCCUCCUCCUCCUCCUCCCGCACCUCUUCCUCCGUCUCCCUCUCCUCCGUAGGCUCCGAGCUCGAUGGUGAAGAGUCCUUCUACGAGCGCAUUGCUGCCCUCGUCGACAUCGUCCCCCCGACCACACGUCACAGCAUAUCCAGCCGCUUCUCCAGGGCAACCAGCUUCGUCAAGACGUCGGGCAAGGUGGUCGGAAACCUCGUGUGGAUCGUCACUACCAGUGCGCUCCUCGUCGGCCUGCCACUUGCGCUCAGCCUUGAGGACGAGGCAAAGAUCGUGGCUCAGGAAAAGGAGAUGCUCGCCCAGCAGCAGGGCGCUCAAAACAUGGCGUCCAUGUAUGCCCCGCCCAAUCCUAACCAGACCCAGCAAAAGGGUGUCGUACCCCCGGGUUUCUAG
Molecule: messenger RNA, 453 nt
Organism: Fibroporia radiculosa
Lineage: Eukaryota; Fungi; Basidiomycota; Agaricomycetes; Polyporales; Fibroporiaceae
Exons: 2
Coding region: 1-453 (150 amino acids)
Biological process (GO): intracellular protein transport
Cellular component (GO): mitochondrial outer membrane
Source: RefSeq, a predicted model, not a curated record